Molecule: messenger RNA, 2862 nt
Organism: Pocillopora meandrina
Lineage: Eukaryota; Metazoa; Cnidaria; Anthozoa; Scleractinia; Pocilloporidae
Source: the annotation of a GenBank genome assembly
AUGGAAAACACUUCUACGGCUAAUAUAAGCAAAGUGAAUGAUCUUGUCUUAGCAACGGUUCCUAUUUCAAGACCAGAAGGCAUAGCAUGGUGCAUUUCACUUUCUUUUCUUUCUAUUUUUAUUGUCGUUGGAAACCUUCUCAUAAUAAUUCUCUUUGCAGUUAACAAAAGAGUUCGGAAAAAAAGCUUGUAUUUUGUGAUCAAUAUGGCUUCCGCUGAUCUGAUGUUAGGAACUUUGGGUCUUCCACUUUAUGUUAAAUUUCUUAUCAGCACUGAUUACUAUCGACUUUCCACACCAAAGAUGAAUUGGACUUUGGUCUAUGUGUUUAGGAGUUCGUACAAACUCCUGUUGUUUGUGUCACUUACGUCUGCGGCUUUGAUAUCCUAUGAGAGGUUUUACGCCUUACAUUUCCCGUUCAAACACAGAACAAAAACAACGAAGGGAUACAACACUGUCAUUUUUAUAAUAUGGACAUUUGGUCUACUAUGGGAAAUCGGCUCCGCCUUCCAAUCAUUCGAGUCUUUGGCGAGGUAUAUUUCUUCAUCAUACGGUGCUAUUUUCACAGUCAUCAUUUGCGGGUGCAACUUUGCCAUUUGGAGAAAGUUUAAACACGAGAGCGUCGCAUCAAAACACAAAAACAGAGAAGCGCAAAAUAUGCGAUUGACAAAAACUUUAAUGUUUGCUUCUAUUCUUACUUUGCUUUGCUGGCUGCCCUUGAUUAUUGUGAUAUUUUUACGAGGUGAAAGAGUAGGUAGAUAUCACAUUAUUGCCGUCUUCCUUAAUAGUUGCAAUUCAUUUGUAAAUCCAGUUUUGUAUGCAAUGAGAAUUCCAGAGUUUCGACGUGCGUUAGCUCUAUGCUGUAUUAAACGACGAGCCGAGAUGAACGAGACAAAUUUUGCAGUUCGAAGGAACAUGGCAGCCAUUCCAAAGGGGGAAACGUCACUCCAAACAAUUCACACUGAUUUCGGUAACCUUCACCGCAAGUUUAAUGAAAGCGUAAUGGAUACCAAAAUGUAGUGACUCUUGGUAUGAAACCGAUAAAAGUUUGAGCCUGACCUAAAGGUGAAGUGACGAUUGCGUAAUAAAUAUUUUUUAUGCUGUAAAUGACAAUAAUAAGUACAUAAAUAUAUAAAACACUACACAGCAUUAAGUAAAAUGGUGAACUUUGCCGUAAUCAUCACCAUAUCAGUUUCCAUUUUUGUAGUUAGCACACUGUAUUUUGCUCUAUCCACUACAUGACAGACACACAACAGAGCGAGGUUCCAAAUUAAGUGUUUGCCCUUAAGAGAGCAAUGUCAGAGUAAAGUGUCUUGCUCAAGAACACAACGCAUUGUCCCGGCCAGGUCUCGAACUCAAGCCUCUCGACGCGGUGUCUAGUGCACUGACCAUUAGGCCACUAAGAAAUUAGAAAAAAAUUGAGAUGACUGACUCGCAUGGUCUUCAAGGAAAGCUUCUUUUGCUUCUCUUACGAGCCUUUUGGAAUCAGCGUCCAAUUCAUGAACAUCUGGUGAUAUUUGUUGUUAAAAGGAGACCUUAAUAAUUUCUGUUGGAGAUAAAUAUUACCAUUGCCUUUUUCGGUGUUUAAUCAUGAAUGAAAUUGAGCUUAGAUUGGUCUUCAUUUUUAAGCUUCACUUUGACAUGCAGAGAAGUAAUUUUAAACAAAUUACUUUGAUUCUUGACAUCUGUAGCAUUAACAACUGUGCAGCUUUUUCUUAGAUAAAGUUCAAAUUGAAAGUUGUUCACAGCAACAACAAAAAAAAAGUACUUAACUCUUUCACAGCUUGGCCCGCCGACUCUACAGGCGAAAAAUAAGUUUGGGACAGAAGGUGCUGUAUAGUGCUCUGUUUAUCGUUAACUCUUUUUGCUUUCUCGGUAGGAAAAUUUAUGAUUAGUACCUAUUUCCCUUUGUGGUAGCCGACGAUGAGUAUUUUUUUUCUCCCCAUUUUCCAGCGCUAUCAAUUCGUAAUCUACGGCCUGGAAAACAAAGCACGCGGUAAAUAUCAUGCAUGAGUGUGAAUAAUGAAAUCUUUUUUUCUGCAAGCGUAAUGUAGUUUCUGAAAUAAUAUGUUUGCAUUCAAAGUAUCUCUUUCCAGCUUGCAUUUACAUCACUCAAAUUAAGACCAAUUCACGCUCAAUUUAAACUAAAACUAGCUGUGCUAAACUGAAAGAGCUUUCGACUCAGUCUUCAUAGCUGAAAAAGUCUCGUACAAGAUGGCCGCGAUGGAAAACACAUCUUCGGCAAAUAUGAGUAAAGAAGUUGAAAUUACUUCGCCAACGAACACCCUUUCGAGGUCAGAGGGCAUUGCAUGGAGUAGUGUGUUUUUCUUGUUUUCAUUCUUUAUCGUCGUCGGAAAUCUCCUCACAAUUGUUCUCUUCGCAGCUAAUAAGAGAGCUCGUAAAAAAAGUUUGUUUCUUGUAAUUAACAUGGCCUUUGCCGAUCUGCUGUUAGGAGCUUUUACUCUCCCUAUGUACAUUUACAUUACCAUCAAGAUUGGUUAUCAGCUUUCGAUGACAAAUGUGAAUUGGAAGUUGACUGAAGUCUAUCAGAUCUCUCACAACAUUUAAUUAGGGGUUUCACUUAUAUCUGCAGCUUUCAUAUCAUGUGAGAGGUUUUACGCCAUAUAUUGGCCAUUCAGACACCGAAGAGUAACAGUUCGAACGUACCACAUUUUCAUUUUUCUUUUGUGGACGUUAACAAUUACAGUGACUGCUAUUAAAGACGUUUAUUCAAAAUCAAAUUUCAUGAGGUAUCUUAUGUCAUCAUACAUCUUUACUGUAACAUGCAUCAUCUGUGGAUGCAACAUCGCCAUUUGGAGAAAAUUUCAACACGGAGACGUCAUUUCACAACAGAAAAAUAGAUAA